Chenopodium quinoa (quinoa) is the source of this 430-nucleotide messenger RNA. RefSeq lists its product as uncharacterized. Lineage: Eukaryota; Viridiplantae; Streptophyta; Magnoliopsida; Caryophyllales; Amaranthaceae. The transcript is spliced from 2 exons. The coding region runs from base 1 to 426 and encodes 141 amino acids. The record is from RefSeq and is a predicted model, not a curated record.
AUGUCUUGUUACAGGGUACAACGAGGAUUUAAAACACGUUGCAGGCCAUUUCAUUUAGUAGAGAUGAUUAAAAAAAUUUCAGAUGAUCAAAUCAAGGCUGUUAAAGAAAUUGGCUUUGGAGGUUUGUUAUCUUUGAAGGUUAAAUGGAGGUCUCAUUUUGGUCUUAUGGGUGAGAAUGAUCAGAUUCCUUUGGGUUUUUUGGAAUCUAAGAUCCCUUUACUAGUAGAUGGCGGGGAAGAAUUCAGACAACUUUUUAUCAUGCAUGCUUUUUCAAGUUUUUUAGCACCUACGUCCAACAGAACUGUGGAUUUGAGAAUUGUAAAAUGUUUGGUUGAUGUUAAUCAAAUAAGAACUUAUGGUUGGUCAAAAUAUGUCUUAGAUAGACUUUGUGAAGAUGUGAAGAGCUACAAAGAAGAAAAUAUAUAAUGGU